CCACAGGGGCGACCUGAGUGAUUUUUUUUCCCCCCUUCUUAACCGGAUCCGCCACCAGCAGCCUGACAGAUGGAUAACUACUCUACUUUACAACUGCAGUGUCUGGAAAUGACCACCAAACGGAAGCUGAUUGGCCGGCUGGUGCCGUGCCGUUGUUUCCGUGGUGAAGAGGAAGUGAUCUCAGUGUUGGACUACUCCCACUGCAGCCUGCAGCAGGUCCCCAAGGAAAUCUUCAGCUUUGAGAGAACUCUGGAGGAGCUCUACCUAGACGCCAACCAGAUUGAGGAAUUACCCAAGCAACUCUUCAACUGCCAGGCCUUGAAGAAGCUGAGCAUGCCAGAUAACGACCUGUCCAACCUGCCCACCACCAUCGCCAGCCUGGUGAACCUAAAAGAGCUAGACAUCAGUAAAAACGGAAUCCAGGAGUUUCCAGACAAUAUAAAAUGCUGUAAAGGCCUGUCUGUGGUGGAAGCCAGUGUCAACCCCAUCACCAAACUCCCAGAUGGUUUUACGCAGCUCCUGAAUCUGACCCAGCUCUUUUUAAACGAUGCCUUCCUGGAGUAUCUGCCGGCUAACUUUGGCAGACUCUCCAAAUUACGGAUCCUGGAGCUGAGGGAGAACCACCUGAAAACCAUGCCAAAAUCCAUCCACAGACUGACACAGCUCGAGAGGCUGGAUCUGGGUAGCAAUGAAUUUUCUGAAGUGCCGGAGGUGUUGGAACAGAUCCACAACAUGAAGGAGCUAUGGCUGGAUAAUAACUCUCUGCAGACUAUACCAGGGUCGGUAGGGAAGCUCCGUCAGUUGCGGUACUUGGACUUGGCUAAGAAUCGUAUCGAGACGUUGGACGCGGACAUUUCCGGCUGCGAGGCCCUGGAAGACCUGCUGCUAUCCUCCAACAUGCUGCAGCACCUCCCUGACUCUAUAGGAAUGUUGAAGAAGCUGACAACGCUAAAGGUAGAUGACAACCAGCUGACCUCACUGCCUAACACCAUUGGGAGUCCGAAGCCCAAGCAAGGUCUGUCUCUACUGGAGGAGUUGGACUGUAGCUGUAAUGAGUUGGAGUCGUUGCCUCCCACCAUCGGCUACCUGCACAGCCUGAGAACCUUUGCUGCUGAUGAGAAUUUCCUCACAGAGCUGCCCCGGGAGAUCGGUAACUGCAAGAACGUGACCGUCAUGUCACUGCGGUCCAACAAACUGGAGUUUCUUCCUGAUGAGAUCGGACAGAUGACCAAACUGCGAGUCCUUAACCUCAGUGACAACAGGUUAAAGAAUCUACCGUUUACCUUCACUAAGCUGAAGGACCUGGCAGCUCUGUGGCUCUCUGACAAUCAGUCCAAGGCUCUGAUCCCACUGCAGACAGAAGCCCACCCAGAAACCAAACAGAAGGUUUUGACCAACUACAUGUUUCCUCAGCAGCCACGACAUGAUGAAGAUUAUCAGUCGGAUAGUGACAGCUUUAAUCCUACGCUGUGGGAGGAGCAGAGACAACAGAGGAUGACUGUGGCCUUCGAUUUUGAGGACAAGAAAGAAGAGGAGGACAACUCUGGGAAGGUCAAGGUGGAGAUAAACCUAAAGCGCUACCCAACGCCCUACCCUGAGGACCUGAAGAACAUGGUCAAAUCAGUGCAGAGUCUUGUGGGCAAAAGCGUACACGCCGGACACGGGCACCAGCACCAGCUGAGCACAGGCACCGCCACCUCGGCAGGAACCAACAUGGAACAUACACACCUCAGCAAAGAGCCAUAUGACCCACCGUGGCCCCUGCCUCCUAAAGAGGUGACAGAUAGAGAGAUGCAGGACUUCUCUCAGACUCAGCUAAUGGAUCAGGGACCAAUGCAUAACUCUGGCAUCGAUAUUCCUAAGAGGAAGGACAAAGAGGACUUGACAGAGAGCUCUGAGGACUCAAUGGGCGGCUCGCCCAACGACAUCCGUAUCUCUGACAUGAGGCCCACCCUGGUGGAGCCACCAAUGUACAAACCAAAGGUGGUGCUGCUGGGGAAGGACAAGAAAGAGUCUACAGAUGAAGAGGUGGAUAAACUCCACUGUCUGAACCACAGCGGCUCCUCGGCCACCUACUCCGACUACUCUCCUUCACAGGGCUCCUCGGGCUCCUCCAACCCACCUGGCAAUACGCACUCACACACAUUGUCUCAUGGACACCCACACAAUCCCGCUCUACCAGCCCCCAACAAGGACCAGGCUCCUCAGACGCACUGGACCAACAGACUUGCCCAGUCAUUUCCCAAGCCCAUUGACUCCAAGCCCCUGCUGUCUCAGAGAGAAACCCCUCCAUCAGGAACCCUGCAGCAACGCGGGGAUCGGCGUCCGCUUAGCGAGCCUUUUGACUGGGCUGAUGCUCCUCACUAUGAUAACACAGGCUUCGAUGCAGAGGAGUCCCCUCUAGACCCUCCAUCAUCUAACACCAGUCAGGGAAACCCUCCGCUGGGCUCUAAACCUCGCAGUUCAUCAACACACGGCCGCCGCCCCCUCCUCAGGCAAGAGCGAAUCGUAGGGGUCCCGUUGGAACUGGAUACCCAGACGCUCCCCUUCCACGGCAACCAACGAUCCAACCAGGACAAUGACUCUGGACACCCUCCCCAGAACCCCUGGCAGAACUGGACCAGGACCCCGAGUCCCCUGGAGGACAGAACCGCUUUUCCUUCCAAGCUGGACCUUACACCUACUUCCAGCCCCAAUCCAGAUCGCAAGGACAUGGACUCAAGGCUUGAGCAAAGUACAGGGCCUCUGCCUGGCAGCUGGACGUACCACGACAAUGGGGGGGAGCAGAACAGGAAGGAUCAGCUCAGCGUAAGCGGUGGCAACAAGGUGACCGUGGUGAUGAGCAAAAGCUCGGACCGCCUGUCCCCCAUGAUGAAGGAGACAAGAUCCAGGUUUAAGAAGUCACAGAGCAUAGAUGAGAUUGACAUCGGCUCCUACAAAGUCUACAGCAUUCCCAUGGACAGCUACAGUUCAUCCAUUGAGCAGCAGACUAGUUUGGACCGUCCAGAGCUUCCCGGAUCUAUGGAGCAGACCAACAUGUCACGGUCACAGUCUGCCCCCAUGUUAGAUGAUGAGCUGGGAUUCCCCGGACACGGAUCUGGCAACCAAAACCAUGGACACAACCAAAAACCUGCCAUCCCACAAAAGGCUUACCAUUUUGACCAGAACUACAACCCCCAGGUGACCAUGGACCGCCGGGUCCCUCCCCCUUUCCCCAACACACCAGAUUAUGUCAACCACUCAUCGAAGGCUUUGGAGUACCUCAGCCAACCAGGGAAAACAUUACCCAAAGAGCUAGUGAGCCCUCGGUAUCGAGCAUAUCCACCCCUGGAGAUGUUUUCUUUCCCCCAGUCACCAAUCAACCAAGAUGGUCUGCCCAGCCAGCAGCAGCAGCCAGUCCCAACUCAGCGCUCCAGACCAGGAUUUCUAAGAAGAGCAGACUCGUUGGUGAGCUCUACCGAGCUUGCUUUGUUCCGACGAGUUCAUGAAGCUCAGCAGGAGGCGCUGCAAGAGGCUCAGUACAGACAGCAGGCGGAUCCCCCUCUUUAUGGUCGGGCUGUCUACUCCACCCCCAUGGAGCACGCCGCUAUGACUAAUAUGGCCGACAACCAGAGUCAGAUGCUGCACAACAAGAGAAACGGUCGUUAUGACGACGACUAUCCCACUUACCAGGAGCAGAAGAAGCCUAUGAUUGGUUAUCCGACCAAGAGCCUGACUCAGCGGCGCCCCCUGUCUGCCAGAAGUUACAGCACUGAGACCUAUGGAGCAUCUCAGGCCCGUCCAGUGUCAGCUCGUCCCACCAUGGCCGCCCUGCUAGAGAAGAUGCCACCUGACUACACCCUGGCAACCUGCCCCGAGAAGCCACCCGAUGACACCAUCAAAGUAAGACCUGUUGUACCCCAGAAACCUGAAGACAUCACCUCCAAGAUGCCUGCCGACUGGAGGCAGCAGCUACUCAGGCACAUAGAGGCGAAACGAUUGGACAGGAGUGGUGUCCUAAAGCACAACACGCUCACGCUGGGCAUGCUCUGUCAGGGCGGGGGUCACGGCCAGGGGCGCAGCAGCACUUUGAACUUUAACCUUUACAAUAACACUAAGCAUGAGCCCCCUGCUGGCCGCUGGCUGCCACUACCUCCACCUGCGUCUGCUAACGCUACCCCAUCUCAGCAGGGUGCCGUGAUGGACAAUGACCAGGAGGGAGUGUCAGUGAGCAACCAGUGGGCUCCCUAUUCACUAGGCAGGAGGGACGUCCCACCUGACAACCUCUUAAAAAAGGGCGUCCAUUCACACAACCCUUCCCAUCAAUCACACAACACCAUGAUCGUCACUUCCUCUUCUUCCUCCUCGGCCACUACGCCUCAUCGUGUGGUGGGUCAGCAGGGCUACGAUGGCAUGAUGAACAAAGGAGGCCAGUACCAACCAGGGAUGCAACUGUCAGUGGUUCCAUCUGGGGGGCCGGGACAGUAUCAAGGCAAUAUGUCUCAAGCCCCUGGUCAGGCUUACCCCGGCGGUGGCCUACCUAUGGCCCUGUCCCCAUCUGGAAACCAACCCCAGUACAACCCCCAUACUUCUCACACCUCCCAUCAGCCCGCUACCAAUCCGCAGUACCAUGUCAACCAGGGCAUGGGUCAUAGCAACCAGGUCGUUAUGACCACCCACACCAACCCACGGCCUCAGAGCGCUCGCUGCCUGUUGCAGACUAAAGGCCAGAAGAGCACAGACGGUUUCCAGGAACAGCUGUGCGUGAGAAUAGAGAAGAACCCUGGUCUUGGUUUCAGUAUCUCCGGGGGCAUCAGCGGCCAGGGGAACCCCUUCAAACCCUCCGACAUGGGUAUCUUUGUUACUAGGGUACAGCAUGAUGGGCCUGCCGCCUCCGCCCUGCAGCCCGGAGACAAGAUACUGCAGGCUAACGGACAUAGUUUUUUACACAUGGAGCACGAGACAGCCGUCUCUCUGCUGAAGAGUUUCCCGCGGAUGGUGGACUUGGUGGUUCUGAGAGACAGCAGCACGCGCUAAAAUAGUUUUAAAACAAACAAACAAAUACAACAACGCUUCUCUUCUCUGCUCAUCGCCAUCCCACGCGCCAUCCCACCCGUCCUCCUCCUGGAGGCUUAAGGAACUGUAAAAUGAGCCGCCUUUUUUUUUAAAUUUGUUUGGGGUUUUUUUGCUUUUUUUUAAAAACCUUUUUAAGGGAACACUCAGACAUUUAUUUGCCUAUUGCUGGACCAAAGGCAAAUACCAGUGCCAAAUGUACCAUAGGAAACAUAUCGGCUGUCUUCUGUCUACCGGCGGUCAGUGACCUGAUCGACGGCUGGACGGACCACAAGAGGACUCUACACUUUAAGUUCCUACAGAGCUGCUGCAGUUUGGAUUUUGUGGUUGGUUUGUGAUUUAAGCUGUCAUCUGAGCGGUCAGUCUGAGUAGUUUUUGUUGGUUAGUUUGGGGUGUUUUUUUUUCCUUUUCUCCACUGCCAUCCAUUGUGAAUUGGAAAUGUUUUGUUUGGUGUAGCACAUGGUUCACUUUCCACGUUCUUCAUACAUAGCUUUAUUAUUUCUUUAACAUCUCCUUUCUUUUUUUCUUCUCAGUCCUCUUUCUUUCUUUACUGUCUUUUUUGAGUUUCCCUCUUCUCUGAUGUAUCUUUCUGUUCCGUUCUGCAGGUUAUUGCCUCCAGUGUACAGAAAUUGAAAACUUAAGACUCUGCCUUGUGUACAUACAUAGAGAUGCAGCUUGUUAGAGCUGCACUCUCCUUGGGGGCCUGAGCCGACAGCUCUAAAAGUUUAUGAUUCAUAUGAUUAUUGUUGAUAAACUCUAUUCUGAAUUCCCUCCUGUGGGCAUACAGGGAUCAUUUCUCCAAACGGUUUUCUAAAGAGUAUAUCACCAUUUUAUCUGUACAGAAAACAGUUUUCAUAGUUCAUCAUUGCUACUUGUUUUUCUUUCCUCUUUAGAAGCUGUUGCUUGCACAGCUGUGCUGAAAGGAGCUAAAGCAAUAUUUCUGAGGCUCGGCCCAUUGAGCUUUUCAGCAGAGCCUUACUUGUCCUGCAGUGCCAUCUAUUGAGCAACUCAUGCUAAUGUUUACACACACUGCCAUGCACAUAAACUGGUAGGCAAAUGCACACAUAAAACCUUCUGAGCCCGUACAUGCAACACAGGUGUACCCUCUGCAAUGUUCCAUAAUGAAUCCCUCUUUUUAGAAUAUAAUUUUUAUUAUGAAACUGGUCCAUUAAUAAUAUCCGUGCCAUCUCUCAAAGUCCUGUCUUCUGUCGUGCAGCGAUGUCACAUCCCUUUUGAAGUGUUUGUAAAGUCACAGCAUGCUUUUUAAUGUCAUCGGACACUGACAGCUAGCCAUUUUCUUUUGGCUUCUAGACGUCUCUACUCUUUAGAGGUUUCUAGAUGUAUUAAAGCACUGAGUUUCAGUGAGACUGCUGCUCGAUCAUCUGUGCCAUAUGCAGCCUCUGGCGCUCCUUGGUUGUAUUUACAACAAAAUCAGAGCUUUACCUCUUUGUGGCCCAGAACUGAUCUGCACACACUAAGAUCAGAAACGUGGCUUCGGCGAGCCGGUAAGCUGUUCUUUAAUUGUCGGCUCGGCUUCAGCUGAAGUGUCCUAACCUCUGGCCUUCCCGUGGAAAGCAGUGUGAAAAAAAAAAAAUGCCCCUAGAAGAACCAGUAAGGUUUAAUAUUAGGAGGGUAAAUGUGCACUAAAUCAGAUAUUCUCUUUUUUUUUUUUUUUUUUUACAAUCAGGGAAACGUCUGAUUCGUGUCGCGAGGGUUUUUGGUUACACUUGAAUUUGCAGUGUAACGUCUGCAACCCGAGGAGUUGCUAACUGACACUAGGCAUACAUGGGAAUUUAAGAUUUGCUGACUUUGUUGGUAAAUGCUCAAAAUAUUGAAAAGAGCAGGGGGGGAAAGAAAGGCUGCACAGUCUUUCAGACCACACAGCGUUUGCCGUGUGGUCCGACCUUUAUGGUCACACUUGAGAAGAUGUACUGACAGAAAUAAAGAGGCUCAUUUUCUGUCUUUGUGUAAAUGCACCAUGGGUCUUGAAGACACUUUGUGGCAGUGAGUUUUGUUCUGUUCUGCAUAACAUCUGAUGUUUCAUCCAGAGCGAAACAUCCAUUUGCUGUCCUUUGCUUUUACUUGACAUGUGCCCUUUUAGUGUCAAUUCUCCAAAUAUGAUUUCCAUUACUUUAACAUAGGAGACACAAAAUGGCACAGUUUAAUCACGUGGUUAGGAGAUUUAACCACAGGUACCCACCCGACCCUAUUUAGAGUUUGAAAUAUCAAAGAUAUUGUGAUGAGAACAGAGUAAAAGGUUUGAUAAUAUAAUUAUUUUUUACUACAUGUUUCAGGUAAUUCUUUCUAAAUAUAUUGAUAUACCUUAGCUUUGCUCAAAAAUUGUGAUAUUUUAUAAAUGACACUUAUAACAAAGUUAUGGAUGGAAGUACGCACAGUAUGAUUUGGAGACCUACACAUGUACUAUCCAAAACUGUAUAAAAUGUAUUUCUACUGUAAUUGUGAAUUUGUGUUAUACAAAUAUAUAUUAUAUAUAUGUAUAUGACUAUAAAAAAAACAGUCAUUUUCUAUGUGUUUAAACUACAUAAGAGCUGAACUAAUGAGGGCGGUGUCACUGUACAUAGCUGUGAAUGAAAUCCAAUUUAAAAAUGACUCAUAUUGAUUGUGAAUGUACUCAUGCUUUCUGCAGUACCUACACCUACCCAACUUGAAUGCUGCUUCUUCUGUUGUGUGACAAAAAGUACUUUGACCUCCGAAGAGAGAAACGCUGUCGAGUUUAUAAGUUGGACAAAUUUUAGUGAUGAUUUAACAGAAACUAUUUAUUUCUUUAUUUAUUUGCACAUGCAAGUUGAAAUCCUUCCAGUUUUAAGUUUGAGUAUUAAUGCGGAGAAAUGUAAUUGCCGAAGUAUAUAUAAUAUAUAUCAUGUGUUUAGAAUGCAUUUUGCAGACGCUAUCUGUACAUACUAUUUAAGAUACAGUUUUUACAAAAAAUAAUAUAUGUAUAAAAUUGAAAAAAUGCUGUGCAGCGAUUAUACUGGAGCCAUUUUGGGCUUUGGG
Molecule: messenger RNA, 8067 nt
Organism: Archocentrus centrarchus (flier cichlid)
Lineage: Eukaryota; Metazoa; Chordata; Actinopteri; Cichliformes; Cichlidae
Gene: lrrc7
Product: leucine rich repeat containing 7
Exons: 33
Coding region: 70-5016 (1648 amino acids)
Biological process (GO): neurotransmitter receptor transport, endosome to postsynaptic membrane; cell-cell adhesion; neurotransmitter receptor transport postsynaptic membrane to endosome
Cellular component (GO): postsynaptic membrane; basolateral plasma membrane; adherens junction
Molecular function (GO): protein kinase binding
Source: RefSeq, a predicted model, not a curated record